Molecule: messenger RNA, 1856 nt
Organism: Trifolium pratense (red clover)
Lineage: Eukaryota; Viridiplantae; Streptophyta; Magnoliopsida; Fabales; Fabaceae
Exons: 1
Coding region: 150-1679 (509 amino acids)
Source: RefSeq, a predicted model, not a curated record
AAACAGAAUCAAACCAAAGCAACCACUCCAACACACCAUUAUAAGAAAAUUGAAAAUCACACUUUUUUUUUCCAUACCAAUAUUCAAAACAUAUCCCAUUUUUUAACUAGGGAAAAAAAAUUCAACCAUUUGGCAUCAACCAAAACCAGAUGGAAGAAGAGGAAGACAUAUCUUCACCCUUCUGGGUGCAAAACAGCAGCGCCAACCGCCGCCGCCUCAGCCGCUCGUACUCACUAUUCAUCAGCUCCAGCACGGUUGUCAUAUUCCUUCUAGUAAUUACACUUGCAUUCAUCUUAGUUAUAGUUCCUACAUUGCACUCUUUCUACUCCCACAUUUUCAAACCCAAUUCAAUUAAGAAGAGUUGGGAUUCCCUCAACCUUUUGCUUGUUCUCUUUGCCAUAUUUUGUGGCUUCCUUAGCAAAAACAACAACAACGAAAGUCCACGUUCCCACGAAGAUCAAACAUUUUCAGAGACAAACACGCGACAAGAGUAUGAGACACCCAACCUAGAGCCAGAAACAGAGCCAAGUUUUUGGUAUGAGUACUCAGAAGAUAGAACUUCAUAUAACAGAUUGAGGAGUUUCAACUCCUACCCUGAUCUUCGACAAGAAUCUUUUUGGGUCUCCAGGGAUGAACGGUGGCGAUUUAGCGAUGAUACACAUGUUAACGGUUACCGUGGAUUGGAUUUGAAUUUCAAAGAAGAAAAGGAAGAAGCAAGCACCAAGGACAUUGAAGUGGACACAUCUUUGAAAGGAAAGAUGAAGCAAGCAUUAGAACCUAGAUUGGAUUUAAAUUUCAGACAAGAAAAAGAAGAAGUAAGCACCAGGAACAUUGAAGUGGACACAUCUUUGAAAGGAAAGAACAAGAAGAAGCAAGCAUUAGAACGUGGAUUGGAUUUAAAUAUCAAACAAGGAAAAGAAGCAAGCACCAAAGACAUUGAAGUGGACACAUCUUUGAAAGGAAAGAACAGGAAGAAGCAAGCAAUAGAAAUGUAUGAAUCGGAAACGAUUGAGAAAGCGAAAAAUAACAAAGAUUCAGAGAGAAAGAAUAAAAAGGCAAGUUCAACAAAGGAUGAUAAAACGUAUCAAUCUUUGAGAGGAAAGAAGAAGCAUAGGCAUAAAAGUGUUGAAAAUUUUCAAAGCUUUCUAAAUUCUGAACCUCCUACUACAAUGCCUUCUUCUUCUUCUUUUCAUGAUUUGUUCUCUUUGAAGAAAAACAAACAGAAGAAACGUAACUCUGUCUCGCCGCCACAUCAUCAUGUUUCAUCCAUGCUUGUGUCAAAAACAAAGGACGAGAACUUUUUUGUAAUUACAGGUAACGAGUCACCGUUGAACUCAAUACCUCCACCACCGCCCCCACCGCCACCGUUCAAGAUGCCAGCAUGGAAGUUUAAAGUGCAGGGUGACUUUGUUAGAAUAGAUAGCAUAAGUAGUACAAGUGAUGGUUUGGCAGAUAUAGAUGAUGACGAUGAAGUAAUGGAGUUGCCAAUCGGUCGUGAUGAAGAACCUGGAAUUGAUCUAUUGGUGUAUCCAAAUCCCAACCCAGAUGUUGAUAGCAAAGCUGGUAGUUUUAUUCAAAGUUUCAGGGCUGGUUUAAAGAUGGAGAAAAUGAAUUCCAUGAAGAAGCAGGGGAUAGGGAGGUCUAAUCUCUAUAAUACUCUUCAUCACCAAAACCAUUAACAAAAGAAGAAGUUGAAAACAUAUUCUUAAGUCAUUUAUAAUUGAUUUGUUUCUUAAGUGAUUUUUUUCCUCCUUCUGAUGUAUACAUUGAGCUCAUAUUUAUACAAAUGGAAUAGGAGUAUAGUAAUACUUUGCAAGAGAAUUCUAGCAUAUAUGCAACUCUUGAUUUUCUUUUCA